This is a messenger RNA of Closterium sp. NIES-67, 762 nucleotides long. The record is from the annotation of a GenBank genome assembly. NCBI's taxonomy places the organism in Eukaryota, Viridiplantae, Streptophyta, Zygnematophyceae, Desmidiales, Closteriaceae.
GUGUCCGCCCAGAGGGAAGGGGCUGCUGUGGCUAGAGGUGCUGGGAUGACUGCUGGUGCUGCAGCAGUCACGGGUCAUGCCGACCGGGAGAAGGAGGGGGGCUGGGAAAGGGAGAGGGAUAGAACUAGUGGAGAGGAGGGGAGGGGCGAGGUUGAACCCCAGAAACGACUAAAAGUGGUUUCAAGCUGUUUGGGCAAGGAUGCUGAUGUGGCGAAAGAGGAUGAGGGAAAGGAAAGAGUGGGAGAGAAGGAGGGGGAGAAGAGGGGAAGGGGAGGAGAGGGAGGGGAGGAGGAGGGGGGAGAGAGAAACGAGAGCGGGGAAAGGAUCAUUAGGGAGUGGGGAGUGGUAUAAGGGGGAUUUAGAUAAGGGAGCAAAGGAGGGAAGGGAGAGAGCUGGUGACAAACCAGUGGGAAGAAACGUUUUGUGAGAUGGUAGAUGUUAGAACACCCUAUAGUCGGCGCUUUCAGCACUUUUACAAGUCUCUGUCGUGGCACUGGGAUAACCCUCUCGAUCCUCUCUCUCUCUCUAGGGAGGUACUGGGGAGGCUUUCCUCAGGGAAGGUGGAUAUAUGGAGUCUAACCUUCCUGAUGAUAUCCCUUCUUGUCCCAGUGGUUAGGACUGGUGACUUUAUGAUAGUAUCCACCUUUUGAAUUUUUUCCAAUGGCUAGGAAGGGCAGUAAUAUGGCUGGGACCCUUGACUCAUCAUGCAUGGCUCGGUUGGUUUCCGUGACUCGUCAUUCAAAGUUUUGUUGUCGGAUUUCA